AUGUCUAUUAAUCUCGAACAACUAACAACAUACCAAAUUCAGCCCGGCCAUUCCUUUGGAAACCAUUCCGCAGCGACUGGAGAUUCAACAGACCAAUCUACAACCAGCAAUUCAUCAGCGGACGAGUUUCACCUGAUAUCGCGACAACUACCCCGGACAACCACAAAGCUCAGCCGCGAGACAUUAGAAAGCAAUGAAGGUCUACGCGCACGGUUCUCCGGGCCAACCAACCGCCAAAGCGAACCAGGGGACAAAAGGCAGGUGAUUCUGGAGGCAGACUCGCGCGACCAAAAGUCUACGUGCACGUACGAAGGUGACUUUGAACAGGUGUCUCGGGGUGAGCUCAAUGGUGGUACUGAUGAUAAUGACGAGGAGGUGGAUUGCGUUUUGAUUUACGAUGCUAAGAAUAAGAUGUUUGUUAUUGAGCGCGUGGCGUCGAACAUUGUUGUGAGGUCUGAGGCAGAUGAGACUUCGGAAGAUGAGCUGGCGAAGGAGCUCGAGGGUAUGCUGGAUGACGCCAGCGAUAUAGGUGAUUCCACUGCGCCGACUAUUCCAACAAGACAUAGUCGUCGGGGAUCCCAGCAGCAGCAGCAGCAGUCGCAGAAAUGGGAAAGUCUCGAGGACGAGCUCAACAUGCAGCUAGAGGAAAACCUGGACGAAUCCCUGUUUGAAGACGUAGCCAGUGAUGAUGACGACUUUGAAGAAGUUGAUAAUCUGCAAUUCGUCGGGAACAGCAGCAACAAGGGCGGCGACGAUGGCGGCAGCAGAGACAUGGAUGUCGAGUCACUGCCGGAUGAUGUCCACAGCGACGAUGCUUUUGAUGAUUUGGAGUUUGAGGAGGUCGGGUCAAUGGAGAACAUGGGGUCGGCUGCGAAUGGGGAGCAGCAGCAGCUGGUCAAAUGGAGCAGAGGAUAUUAUGAUGUUCGAUGACUCCAUUGCUUCGACGCCGCUGAUGGGUGAUUCAACAGACCACCGGUAUAGGUAUUCGGACAGCCGCGUGUCUGCAGGUACCGCCGACGAGUUUGAUGAGUUGGAGUUCGACUUGGUGCAGAGCCUCGAGGAUAUGUGAUCCGACAUGUAGCAAAAACAAGGUUUAUUU
This is a messenger RNA of Kickxella alabastrina, 1099 nucleotides long. RefSeq lists its product as uncharacterized. The coding region runs from base 1 to 930 and encodes 309 amino acids. The record is from RefSeq and is a predicted model, not a curated record. Lineage: Eukaryota; Fungi; Kickxellomycota; Kickxellomycetes; Kickxellales; Kickxellaceae. The transcript is spliced from 3 exons.